Molecule: messenger RNA, 1495 nt
Organism: Paramisgurnus dabryanus
Lineage: Eukaryota; Metazoa; Chordata; Actinopteri; Cypriniformes; Cobitidae
Source: RefSeq, a predicted model, not a curated record
CGUGGUACUUGCGCUAGCUGGGAACCGUUUGCUAGCCAUUUCCGCAUUUUUCUCGUAAAUUUGCUCGUUUUAUCAAGAAGCAUUAUUAGUUAUUAAACCGAAGCCAAAGAAAACCAAAUACCGUGGCCAUAUAAAUGGAACCAAACAAUAGCAGUCGUUCAAACUGGGCGAUAAACCAACGAGUGGAGGGUUUAGCGAACAAACACGGGGAAAACAUGGCAUUGGGGACAGUUGAGAGGUGCUCCUCUCCUGUAUCUGAGGAAAUGCUACCACUGCCAAGCGACAAAAACUUAGAGGGCAUACCGGGACAAGGUGAGGUUAACUUUAACACGGAUUCAGAGUCAUUUAAAACUGCAGCAGUGACUGUUAAAUGCACGGAUGAGGAUGCAUCUUCAUUAUCAGAGAUGGCAGCCCAUAGACAAAUCAUAUCCCUCCUUAUUGAGAUAAAGGAGGAACAACAGAGGCAGUGGGCAGUGUUAAAAGACCUGCAGGCACGAGUUAACGGACAGGUGUGUGAGGAGGAGGAUGAGCCGCUUGAAAUAGAUCUACCAAUGAUGACAAUGGAACAGCUUGAUGAAACAGAACGACAUUUGGAACAUACUGAAGCACAGAAGAGAAUGGUGUCACAUCUAUCGCGUAUGGGAGGGGCCACAGUAGAUGAUGCAGUCCGGCGUCUUAUGCAUGCUGUUCUCUCUUAUAAUUUGGGCUCGGAACUCAACUGGGUUGGCAGGGGACAGAAAAGAAGCUUUAGAAACACCAGACUGCAGGGUGUUUUAUUUCGUGCUUUGAAGAGAACGCCUGUAGGAAAGGAGGCAACACACCACCAGUUUGCUGAUGUAGUGAAAAAAUGGUUGCGCUUUGCCCCUUUCAGACAAAGAGGGAGUGGAAAAAAACAGCAUUGGAAACCUAUUGAUUUCAUGUGUCCCAAGUAUGACAGUACAGUGGAGGUGGACUGUGACCAGCUUAACAUGGAAUCUGAGGAUGGUAAUGUUACAAUAUAGAAGGCACAUUUUAUAUGGGAAAGGGGACUUGAUCAAAGAGAUUAUGGGAGCUUGAAGGAUUGAAUGUGGUCAUAGGUAAUUUUCAUUUCAAAUUUUCGUUUUUAUAUACUGCAGUCUCUAACUUGACUACAUGCUACAAAAAUGUACAUGCAUAUUAUGUUUUAAUUAUUGCCAAGCUCACGUGAACAUAUUUCAAUACAUUUCCAGUUAAGAACUAUUGAAAAUCUUAUUUCAAGUUCCUGUUUGAAAAUGGUUUUGCAAACAGAAUGUGAUGAUUUCUGUAUGAAUUAGCACCAUUAUGUUUAAAAAAAAAUCUGAAAAGAGAUUUAUUAAACACUACAUCACAGAUUAGACACCAGUAACAGCACACUUUUGUAUCAAUGAAAUUUGUUUAAUUUCAUUUUUUUAAGUUGAAUUAUCGCAUAUAUGGAACUUAAACCUGUGUUCUGCACAAAAAUAAAUCCACUUCCUGUUGGGAUUUUUGUGAUAACAAU